GUCAGCGGAUGCCGAGCAGAGCCAUGAGAGCAGUCGUGGCGGCGGCGGUGGUGCCAGCCGGUACCCAGCGGCGGCGAUGGUGGUGGUGGUGGUGUUGGGUCGCGGUCGUGGCUGCAUCUCAGCUCGCCCAGGGCACGCCGGGCGCCGCGUGCAACACGGACUGCUCCUGCACUCGGGGUGGCAUCGUCACCUGCAAUUACAAGCGACUGCGAGGGUUCCCCGCCGGCUUGCCCGAAAACACAACCAGUCUGGACCUGAGCAACAACCUCCUGGGCAGCAACCUCGACGCCACGGGUCUCUCCUCCCUCCGGUUCCUGCAGAAGCUCUGGCUCAACAAAAACGCGCUGCGCACGAUCCCAAGCGGAGCCUUCCAGACCCUGAGACACCUCCAGAUGUUGGAUCUGCAGUUCAACGACCUGACGCAUGUCGGCGUGGAGGCGUUUAAAGGGCUUUCGUCCCUGAAGUUCCUUUACUUGCAGAACAACCGCUUGGAGAGCCUGCCCGCCGGAACGUUGGACCACCUGCAGGGCUUGCGAGAGAUCCACCUGGACAAGAACGAGUGGAACUGCGGCUGCGGGGAGAUCCUCUAUCUGAGCAAUUGGAUCAGGGACCACGGCAAGUUGGUGAUGAACCGCUUCAUGGCCAACGAACCGAGGAACGUGACCUGCUUCAAGAGUUCCAGGCCCGUGAUGGACAUCGUUGCCGCUGCUGAUGUCACCGCCGAUGGGUGCAGCGAUGUUCGCGUGACGUCUCAAGAAACGACGACGACGAAGACGACGAAGACGACGAAGACGACGAAGAAGACGACGACGUCCACGACAAACAGGAGGAAGGGGGAAGCAACAGCCACCCCCAGGAGGUCACCAGCGAGCAGUGGCAGCGGCUGCGAGACGCACGGGGUGGGAGUGGUGGGGGUGGUGGUGAGCGCGCUCGUCUCCCUGCGCCUCUAUCUGAUUUGA
This is a messenger RNA of Lethenteron reissneri (Far Eastern brook lamprey), 959 nucleotides long. RefSeq names its product immunoglobulin superfamily containing leucine-rich repeat protein-like. Gene Ontology annotation, cellular component: plasma membrane. NCBI's taxonomy places the organism in Eukaryota, Metazoa, Chordata, Hyperoartia, Petromyzontiformes, Petromyzontidae. Gene Ontology annotation, molecular function: protein binding. The record is from RefSeq and is a predicted model, not a curated record.